Staurois parvus is the source of this 536-nucleotide messenger RNA. The record is from the annotation of a GenBank genome assembly. Lineage: Eukaryota; Metazoa; Chordata; Amphibia; Anura; Ranidae.
GGAUCGUCUGGAUCGACAGAGGGCACCGGGUCAUCUGGUGUUGGAUCGUCUGGCUCAACAGCGAGCAUCGGGUCACCAGGCAUGACAGCAGGCACUGGGUCAUCAGGUACCGGAUCGUCUGGAUCGACAGCGGGCACCGGGUCAUCUGGCGCUGGAUCGUCUGGCUUGACAGCGGGCAUCGGGUCACCAGGCAUGAUAGCGGGCACUGGGUCAUCAGGCGUUGGAUCGUCUGGCUCGACAGCGGGCAUCGGGUCACCAGGCAUGACAGCGGGCACUGGGUCAUCAGGCGUUGGAUCGUCUGGCUCGACAGCGGGCAUCGGGUCACCAGGCAUGACAGCGGGCACUAAGUCAUCAGGCAUUGGAUCGUCUGGCUCGACAGCGGGCAUCGGGUCACCAGGCAUUGGAUCGUCUGGCUCGACAGCGGGCACUGGGUCAUCAGGCAUCAGGCUGGGUACAGGCAUCAGGCUGAAGUGCGGGUGCUGAGGCACCAGGCUGAACCACAGAAGGCAGGUUCUCCGGUUUGGAUACUGGCAGGA